Phalacrocorax carbo (great cormorant) is the source of this 2127-nucleotide messenger RNA. The record is from RefSeq and is a predicted model, not a curated record. NCBI's taxonomy places the organism in Eukaryota, Metazoa, Chordata, Aves, Suliformes, Phalacrocoracidae.
CGGGCCGCUGCCCGCCGAGGGAGGACGGGAGGACGGGAGGACGGGAGGAAGGCUCCCGCCGGGCCCCCGCCAUGGCUUGGCGAGCAGCCCCCGGCCUGGCGGCCCGGCGGCUGCUGCUGCGGCGGCCGGGGCGGCGGGGGAUCGCCUCCUGCAUUGACCUGUCCGCCGGCCUGACUGAGGAGCAGAAGGAAUUCCAAAAAGUCGCCCUUGAUUUUGCUGCCAAGGAGAUGGCUCCUCACAUGGCUGAGUGGGAUGAAAAGGAGAUAUUCCCUGUGGAAACGAUGCGGAAGGCAGCCCAGCUGGGAUUCGGUGGGAUCUAUGUAAAGCCAGACGUCGGUGGCUCAGGGUUGUCACGACUUGAUACCUCCGUCAUCUUUGAAGCUUUAUCAACGGGUUGUACCAGCACCACUGCUUACAUGAGCAUCCACAACAUGUGUGUUUGGAUGAUUGACACCUUUGGCAAUGAGGAACAGAGGCGCAGGUUCUGCCCGUCGCUCUGUAGCAUGGAAAAAUUUGCUUCUUACUGCCUGACUGAGCCAGGAAGUGGAAGUGAUGCAGCCUCCCUGCUGACCUCAGCACAGAGGAAAGGAGACACCUACGUCCUGAACGGCUCCAAGGCCUUCAUCAGUGGGGGCGGUGACACCGAUGUGUACGUGGUCAUGUGUCGCACAGGAGGCCCCGGCCCCAAGGGCAUCUCCUGCCUGGUGCUGGAGAAGGGGACGCCGGGGCUCAGCUUUGGCAAGAAAGAGAAGAAGGUGGGCUGGAAUUCCCAGCCAACUCGGGCUGUGAUCUUUGAGGACUGCGUUGUUCCUGUGGGCAACCGGCUGGGAGCAGAAGGGCAGGGCUUCAGCAUUGCCAUGAAUGGACUGAAUGGAGGCAGGAUAAAUAUUGCUUCUUGUUCGUUAGGAGCUGCUCAUGCCUCUGUUGUUCUGGCUCAGCAACAUCUCACUGUUCGCAAGCAGUUCGGAGAACCCCUGGCAAACAAUCAGUACCUGCAGUUCAGGCUGGCGGAGAUGGCGACGCGCCUGGUGGCGUCACGGCUCAUGGUUCGCAAUGCAGCGCGGGCACUGCAGGCGGGACAGGAGGACGCGGCUGUGCUGUGCUCCAUGGCCAAGCUCUUUGCUACCGAUGAAUGCUUUGCGAUCUGUAACCAGGCUCUACAGAUGCACGGCGGCUACGGCUACCUGAAGGAUUAUGCUGUGCAGCAGUUUGUGCGAGACAUCAGAGUCCACCAGAUCCUGGAAGGUACGAAUGAGGUGAUGCGGAUGAUUGUGGCCAGGAAUCUGCUACAGGGCUGAUGCCAAGAGCUAAUCUCCAGUGUUACAUCACUUUGUCUGUUACACAGCUCGGUCUGUUUCCCUCCCCUGUUCACCAACUCUCCCUGGGAGUGGAGAGGGGGAUACCCCAGUGGAAACAGUCUUUCUGCCUUAUAUCGACCGGGAGCACAGCUGGACACCGCCACAGCUGCACUCCGUGCCUGGCAGAGCUGCUCUUACUAGGCUAGUGUUGCGCAGCCUGAAGAUAUAAAUCACAGUCGUGAAUACGAGCCUCUGUCUUCAAAUCUUGAUUGCGGGCUGCUUGGCACCCAUCCUUCUGGGAGAAACACUAGACCUGUUGGUCAUCUCUGCUGAGUCAGGACUGAAACGGGAACGCCAGGCAGAGGUGCAGUCCCACAGGACUCUAUCGGUGAAAUCUUUGGUUCGAGGGAACUCGUUGAUCUGCUUCAAAACCUGCCCUCCUGGGCGCCGACCGCACCGCUGGGCGCGAGUCAGCCGCAAGUCCUGAGCUCCAACUGCUUGCAGAGUGCGAUGGCCGCCUAACCGAGGAGCAGGAUGCCUCGUGUUUAUCUAGAAGCACUCCUCGCUCUCGUUUCCCAGCACGCCUUUCCUGACGGCUCGCUCUCCUCCCCGCUCCCACCACGUACUGGUGCUUCACCUCACAGAAGCCCGUGCAGUACAGGGGUACUAAUCAAGAAUUAAGGUCCCGCAGAGAAACAUUUAGCUCUGUUGCAUCAAAUCAGUACUCCCUCCUGCGUACAACAUAGGGGGAGCAAAAACACCGGUAAAUUAAACUCUCCCCCUCGUCAGAUUUGGAAUCAAUAAAGCAACGAUGGCAAGAGCGUCAGAA